AUGAGUGAUUCUAAGGAAAUGGGGAAGAGGCAGCUUGGCCCUCUGGAUGAGGAACUGCUGACAUCCAGCCACACCAGGCACUCCAUCAAAGGCUUUGGCUUCCAACCAAAUUCUGGAUUCAGUAGCUUCACAGGGUGCCUGGUCCACAGUCAAGUCCCCUUGGCACUUCAGGUGCUCUUCCUCACUGUUUUCUCUGUGCUGCUGGUUGUCAUACUUGUCAAAGUCUACAAAAUACCCAGUUCUCAGGAGGAAAACAAUCAGAUGAAUGUCUACCAAGAACUGAUCCAGUUGAAGGCUGGCAUAGAUCGACUGUGCCACUCCUGCCCCUGGGACUGGAUGCAUUUCCAAGGAAGCUGCUACUUCUUCUCUGUAGCCCAGAAGUCCUGGAAUGAUUCUGCCACUGCCUGCCACAAUGUGGGGGCUCAACUUGUGGUCAUCAAGAGUGAUGAAGAGCAGAACUUUCUACAACAAAUUUCUAAGAAGAGAGGUUACACUUGGAUGGGGCUCAUUGACAUGAGCAAGGAGUCUACAUGGUACUGAGUAGAUGGUUCACCUCUGACUCUCAGUUUCAUGAAGUAUUGGAAUAAAGGAGAACCUAACAACCUGGGAGAGGAAGACUGUGCAGAGUUCAGAGAUGACGGCUGGAAUGACACCAAAUGUACUAACAAGAAAUUCUGGAUCUGCAAAAAGCUUUCAACUUCCUGCCCUAGCAAGUGA
Mus caroli (Ryukyu mouse) is the source of this 717-nucleotide messenger RNA. RefSeq names its product CD209 antigen-like protein A. The record is from RefSeq and is a predicted model, not a curated record. NCBI's taxonomy places the organism in Eukaryota, Metazoa, Chordata, Mammalia, Rodentia, Muridae.